GUCCCAACCCCUCUCCUCCUAGCCUGCCUCUCUCUCUCUCUCUCUCUCUCUCUCAAACCAUAAACACCAGAGAAGACGACUGCUGCGCCUCUCCCUCUGUGAAAUCUGUACGGAAGCCUAAUUUUCUGUUCAGUGCAUUCAACAACGAAAGCUUUUUGUUAAAGGUCCAUUUAUGGCGGUCCAACCGGUGGUCUCUCUCCAUUGAGUUACUGUAAUUGAUUCUUGUACCUUAUUUUCUCUCUCUCUCUCUCUCUCCAUUGAGUUACUGUUCACUCGUUCUCUGUUGUCGCAAUCACUAGCAUUUUUUCGUAUCUGAUUCCAAAAAUGAUGUCGAAAAAAGGUUCAAAUCCAACUGUUUCCAACCAUUCUUGACGUUUUUGAGAACUUGUUCAAAUAGAUUAUAUUCGAGUUCUUUGUACUUAAUAUACAUCGAUCGUCUGUAAAAGCAACCGAGCACAGCUUGGAAUAAAGCCCGGGAUAGAAAGUCGGAAAUAGGGGAGUUUCAGGAGUUUUGGUUUUGUACAAUGUUAGAUAUUCCACGGAACUCAGACAGUGAAGUCAGUUCCGAAACCCUAAAUUCAAGCCAGAGCUCGAUGAGUAGAAGUGACAGUUGCGUUAGUUUCAGCCGAUUGUCCUUUGAAAAUCUGGAACUGAGAUCGGAGUCGCCGGAGAAUCUGUCGCUGAAGCCACACCGAUCGUCGGACUCGUCGUGGCAGGCCAUACGAUCGUUGACGUUUCGGAGGAAGGCGGGGCUGGGUUUCAGGGACUUCGGCCUUGUACGCCAAAUCGGGAGCGGCGACAUCGGGAGGGUCUUCCUAUGCCGCCUCCGCAGCGGCGGCGGCGGCUUCUACGCCAUGAAAGUGGUGGAUAGAGAGGUCUUGGCCGUGAAGAAGAAGAUUCAGAGGGCGGAGAUGGAGAAGAAGAUUCUGAAGAUGCUGGACCACCCCUUCUUGCCUACGCUCUACGCCGAGUUUGAAGCCUCCCAUUUCUCUUGCGUAGUGAUGGAGUACUGUUCCGGUGGUGAUUUGCAUUCUCUCAGACAUAAACAACCCUACAAACGCUUCUCUUUGAGCUCCGCAAGGUUCUAUGCGGCCGAGGUUCUCGUAGCUCUAGAGUACCUUCACAUGCUGGGAAUCAUUUAUAGAGACCUGAAGCCGGAGAACGUGUUUGUCAGAUCAGACGGUCACAUCAUGCUCUCUGAUUUCGACCUCUCGCUCUGCUCAGAUGCAAUCCCAGCCGUUGAAUCUCCGGACUCCUCUCCGGACGACCCAGCAGCAGCAGCAGCAGACUGUAUGAGGUUCACACAAUCUCCCCGUGCACCCACCACCCCAUUUUCAUGCCUCUCGAAGCGUCUGUUGUUCCGAUCAAAGAAAAUCCAGACGCUGACAACAAACCGGCUGUUCGUGGCGGAGCCGGUCAGCGCCCGGUCAUGCUCGUUCGUGGGAACCCACGAGUAUGUGGCCCCGGAGGUUGCGGCAGGUAGGUCCCACGGGAACGCUGUGGACUGGUGGGCCCUUGGGAUUUUCAUCUACGAGAUGAUAUACGGACGAACACCAUUCUGUGCGGAGACUAACGAAGCUACGCUGCGUAACAUUGUGAAAAAACCACUGUCCUUCCCAACUGACUCUCCUGCCAGCACCUCUGAAUUGCACGCGCGUCACUUGAUCUCCAGGUUGUUGGUCAAAGACCCUUCGGGUCGGAUCGGGGCUAUGCGCGGUGCAGCAGAAGUCAAGACCCACCCGUUUUUCAAGGGCUUAAACUUUGCUCUCGUACGCUCCCUCACCCCCCCAGAUAUUCCAGGAGGUGGUAUCCGGAUACACAAAACGACGACGUCCCUUCCACGAACUAAUGUCGGUGGCCGAAUGCCUCAAUCAACGGUCUUUGACUACUUCUGAUCAACAGAGUCGCGGGAUAUGUGCCACGUGUAUAUGCUUUCCUGCCAGAUUUUGCAACCGGGGCUAGAGUAAAUAUUCGUGGGCUACGUUUCUUUUUUCUUUUUUUUUUAAAUUUAUAAUUUUUAUAUAUAAAUUUUUAAUCUAUGGAGUAGAUGAAGAAAGUUACUAAUUAAUUAGUUGUAAUAUGUUAGUUAAUAUGCAUGGUAAGGAGAUGACGUUAAUGGGGAUAUACGAGGUUCAUGACAAUGGGGUCGCUUUGGGAAUGAGGGUUUAGGUGGCGGUGGAGUUGGUAAAUGGGGCGUCCAAUAACUUGGGUAUCAUUUAAUUUAGUUUUUAAAUUAAUAUUUAGA
Camellia sinensis is the source of this 2245-nucleotide messenger RNA. It is a transcript of the gene PID, whose product is annotated as Protein kinase superfamily protein. Lineage: Eukaryota; Viridiplantae; Streptophyta; Magnoliopsida; Ericales; Theaceae. Gene Ontology annotation, molecular function: ATP binding; protein kinase activity. The record is from RefSeq and is a predicted model, not a curated record. Gene Ontology annotation, biological process: protein phosphorylation.